Messenger RNA from Babesia microti strain RI, 1575 nucleotides. RefSeq names its product conserved Plasmodium protein, unknown function. The transcript is spliced from 13 exons. Bases 1 to 1575 code for a protein of 524 amino acids. Lineage: Eukaryota; Apicomplexa; Aconoidasida; Piroplasmida; Babesiidae. The record is from RefSeq and is a predicted model, not a curated record.
AUGCUGUCUAGAUGUUCAUCUUAUAUCGAUAAAUUUUUAUCAUUUUCUAGAAAUUGCUUUGAAUUACCAACUAAUCCAAAUAGGGUUGCUCUUAAAAGAGCUAUUCUCGACGCUACUAUAGGCCUUCCGAUAGAACCGUUUAUUAAAAUGUUGGAUAAAUCAGGAAAACAAAAUUUAAUGAAAUGCGUUUCAUCAGAAUGUCCCGUAACUUGUUCUCCUAAGAAAAAAAUGAGUAUUUCUCCAAAUGAAUCUAGCCCUUUGAGGAUCAUUCAGUCAAGUAAAAAACUCCGUCAUUAUCUAAUGAUCCCAGAAUCUCAAGCGUGUAGAGGAUGUAUUAAGAGGACUAGAUGUAAAAAAUUUCUCCAAGUUGAGCAAGGGAUUCCAGACUUAUCUGAUAUCGCCCGUGUAGUUCUAGGGAUGAAUACUAUAUGUGGCCUUUAUAUUGAAAAAUGUGAAUUAAUACAAGAAGAAGAUGGCUCUCUUUCCAAUAUAGAUUCAUUUUUUUUUGUUUUAAACUCUUUAGAGCAAUAUUUACUUACUGUUAAAGGAAAAAAUGGUUCACUUAAGGUUGUACGGGGCGAUGAUAAAGAAUGUUCUAUCGAAGCUAAUAAACAAAUGAAGAUACAAGUAAUUUCUAAAUUGCAAGAAAAGAUAUCAAAGAUGUAUAAUAUUCCAACAUACUUAUAUCGAACUUUAAGGCUGAAUUCCAAGACAAAAAUGACUAAAAUGCAGCGUUUACUCCAGAAUAAAUUAGAUAGAUUGAUGGGGCGUGAUAAAGAUGAAAGGGACGAUGGAUUUGUAUGGGUUCCUGAGCCUGAUGAUAAUAAUAAUAAUAAUGAAAAAAUUGCACCUAAUCAAAAUGAAAAUAUCACACAAUACCCGCUGAAGGUUGGAAAUGGAACCAAAGUUAUUCAACUUGAUACUUUGAAAGAUGAACAGAUAGAAUUUAGACUAUUGAGGAACUCAUCGAGUGUUCCGAAUGAAGAAAUCAAACAUUACGAUAUAAAUGAGGAUAAAAUUAUACGCUCUAUUAAGGUUGAUAAUUCUAUACUUGUCAAUUUGAGUGAUGCAAGUAAUCAAGAUUAUCAAGACUGUGUAAAUCGUUAUAAAGGGAAAAGGCUAAAGAAUUCGAAAUGUUUAACUCAAAUUUUAGAGCAUAUUGAUCCAGAUAUGGCUAAAGAGUCUUUAAAAGAUAUCGUUAGGGUUCCUUUUGAAACUCCUAGCCAGAGCUCAGGUAAUUCAAACCCCCCUAUAGUUAAUAAAAGAAAUACCGUUGGGCCUGAAAAAAAUUUAUGGGAACCAUUGGACAUUCAUGAAUUUUGUGCGAAUGACGAAUAUAAAAAUUAUCAAAAUUAUUCUUAUGAGGGGGUUUUUAGUCGAUUUAAAUUGAAUGCUGAUCAGAGUGGGAUUGAAAACGGGAGUAUUUGUGAUUCUAAAUCUAUUAAUGAUUGCCGCCUGAAGCCAUUUUUCAAAUCUAAUUAUCCAAAUGGUUUCCAAAUUUGGGAAUUCCAAUCGGGUGAAAUUGUAUGUAAAAAUUUAACUUUCCCUAAUGUUAGAGGGAGAAAAAAUAAUUAA